This is a messenger RNA of Anopheles cruzii, 2402 nucleotides long. Its product is annotated as 8-oxo-dGDP phosphatase NUDT18. The transcript has 2 exons. Bases 1112 to 2122 code for a protein of 336 amino acids. NCBI's taxonomy places the organism in Eukaryota, Metazoa, Arthropoda, Insecta, Diptera, Culicidae. The record is from RefSeq and is a predicted model, not a curated record. Gene Ontology annotation, molecular function: magnesium ion binding; 8-oxo-dGDP phosphatase activity; 8-oxo-GDP phosphatase activity.
AUUGCGUUUGCGGCCUCUUGAGGAGCUGGCCACAAGCAAAAACGUCAUUUUGAGCAGCAGAGUAAACUGUGGUGACGACAGUGGAAAAAUAUGCUCUUAGUUUUGUUCCGGCAGUACAUUGUGCAUUGUGUUUCUGGACCUCGCCUGCGGAAUUAGUUCCACACUUUCCCUCGUCAAUCGAUUUGACGUAAUAGUGAAGCAUAGCAUUAAGAAAAUUGUCAUCGCUACGCAUUGUUUCACAGCAACCUCCCGAAUGCUGUGAUCUCAGCCUUCAGGCCACGUUCCAAGAAACCGUUUGAGUGGACGCCGCGGCGAAGAACACGCGGCCAUCGUUCAUCGUGGAGUCGUGGGGCGUGGAAGAAUUAAUUCACUCAACAAUUCGAUACAGUUUGGUGGAGGAUUCGUUUUCCUUCUUAGCCUAUUCCACCGUCUGCAAGAAACCGCUCCCAAUCGCAUUAAGCAUGAAAGUGUCCUCUGCCGAGGCAACGGUGAGCGAACGCUGGAAUCGUUAACCUGCUUCAGAAUCUAAAAUCCGUUCGACACGGCUGGACACAACAGCUGGGCACACCGGGCUUAGACGGUGAAAACGGAGAAAGGUGAAUGAAUCCCGGGAAGCCUAUCCACCGCCUCCAUCUGGGUGUCUCUUACCAAUCAGAGCUCGGACAUCGUCGCGUCUCGCGGGCGCAGAAGCCUGCCGAAAGUUUUCUCCCUCGCGUGAGCCACGAGCAUCGACACGGUGUGGGGCGACGGAUUGCUGUUUGUGGUUGACUUUCCCGAGAUUACGUUGGUCGGUAGUAGCGCCAGAAAGCGAGCCAACCUGUUUCGUGUGGUUUCUAUCGCCAGAUCACCAGACGACGCUGGAACGUGCGUCGGAGAGCGAGCAAAGCGGAAUAUUCGAUAGUUCGCAUCCUGCUCUCGGCUCGUAUCGUGAAGUUGAGCAUCGCGCAAACAAAGUAAAACGUGUAAACGUCGUUGCCAGAUUGCCGGGAGCAACCAGCAGUGCUAUUUUGUUAUGCCUUUCGUGUGACCCCUUGGCGUUCGUUUAGUGUACGAAAGCGUGACAAACCGUGAAGGAAACGCAAACGCUUUGGAACUACAACAGGUGGUCAGAAUGGAAACAAAUUUGGUGCGCGUUCUCGAGGGCCAGUAUUUGGAUGAGCUGACCAGCGAGUUGUGCGAUUUUACGCUGGAAGAGCAGAACGCGGCCACUGAGGCGCAGGGCGUGAAACCAUUGGCAUCGUCCGACUAUGUGCCGAUCGUGGGCAAAACGGUCACUUACGUGGUGGCGUGCGUGAUCGUCAACGAUGCCGACGAGGUGCUGAUGAUGCAGGAAGCAAAGGAAUCGUGCGCCGGAAAAUGGUACCUUCCGGCGGGUCGCAUGGAACCGGGUGAAACAAUCGUGGAGGCGGGAGUGCGUGAAGUACUGGAAGAAACGGGGCUGAAGGUGGAGAUCAGUACACUGCUUGCCGUCGAGACUGCCGGUGGUUCUUGGUUCCGGUUUGUGCUCACGGGCAACGUGGUUGGUGGUACGCUGAAGACACCGGCCCAAGCGGACCAGGAAUCGAUACAGGCCAAAUGGUGUGCCCAGCUGAACGAGCUGUCGUUGCGAGCCAACGAUAUUCUGCCGAUCGUGGAGCUGGCUCGAAGCUACCGUGUACGGUUGCCGAAGGACCUCAACUGGCAUCGGGACAUACUUCCGGCGCGCAAAGCACACUACAAGAACUAUCUGCGAGUGGUGGUGGCCAUCAAGAACAAAUCCACCAACCAGGUGUACGUGCUGCUGAGCGAAAAAACGGCAUACCACUUCCCGACUGUGGAGAUACACCCGGGACGAAGCAUUCACUCUACGCUGAAAAAGUUUAUGAUCGAGCUGUUCGGAGCGGACCUGCCGCAGCACCGGCCACACGGUGUGCUGAGCGUGGAGCAUCAUACGAGCGGCACGCAAGCCAGUCCAACCGACGGCAUGUGUCUGACGGUGCUGGUCAUUUGCCGGCCAUCGAUCGAGUCGGUUUCGCUGAUCGGAAAAUGCAUCUGGCACGAGCUGAACAAGGAUUUGAGCGCUCGGUUAGCGAUGGCGGUGGCCGGCAAGAAUGCCACCUUCCAGUUGCACGUUGUACGAUAGGUGGACGAGCAAGGUUUGAGGAGUUUUGUUACUAUUGUGAACGUGUUUUUUACCUAUAAUAAUAAAAUCCUUACGGUGGCAGGAAACCAGCUCGUCGCACUAAAGGAAGGGGCCCAAGAUAACAAAGUAUUUUGAACGACUGAACAGCGUGUGUGCUCGCGAUGGAAAGUAUUUGUUACGUUAUGAUGUUUAUGUACCAUAAAGCAACCAAACAUAAGUUACGAACAGCAAACUAGAUAGCUUGUAUACAUUUUAAAUACUCUCAAUCUCAGCUUUUAAG